CUGCCCAUUCCACAAUUCCAGGUCGGCAUAUGCGCUUGCAUUGUAUCUGUGCAACUGAUCGGCUCAAUCAUUUGGUUACUUGUCGAUCCGCCCGGGACCAAAAUUGUGUUUCCAUCUCGAACGGAAGCUGUAUUGACGUGCAAAGCGACUGCCUCUCACUUGCUCGUCUCGUUGCUGUAUAACCUGUUGCUAAUUGUCGCUUGCACGGUGUAUGCCUUCAAAACGCGGAAAAUUCCGGAGAAUUUCAACGAAACUCGACACAUCGGUUUCACCAUGUACAGCACUUGUAUACUAUGGCUGUCUUUCGGACCUAUUUAUUUCGCCACUCAAAAUAAUUUUCGGGUGAGUACUUGUACCUGCUACCUCCGAUCCACUCCUUUUCUUGCAAUUGCUCUUCAACUCACUAUAUUGCAUGUGUAUAUUGUAUUAUUCCAACCGUAUAAGAAUGUCAGAACGAGGCAAUCGGCUGUCGGACGACUAGUGAAUCAACAGAUGCGGUUCAUGAGUCAAUUGACGUGCAAUCAAGACGGAUCUCCUACCUACAAACCUAUCAUGUCAACCUCAUCCAAUCCCUCAUAUCGACCCGGAUGCAAGAAGCACUCUCUUCCGGAAACCACCGAGAACAACUGUCCGGAUUUACUAGCGGCGAACGAUGUCCGCCGAAGACGUCCUGCGAGUCUAUACACAACAAUGCCGGACGUUGUUCGACCGCUUCCGAUUACGGUGAAAGUGCCUCCAGGAGCGACUGAGUGCGACUCCCAAGUGGCACUCAUUCUUGAAGAGAUCGCCACCGAUCCUCAUGUCACAUUCCUCUAG
Messenger RNA from Cooperia oncophora, 816 nucleotides. Lineage: Eukaryota; Metazoa; Nematoda; Chromadorea; Rhabditida; Trichostrongylidae. The record is from the annotation of a GenBank genome assembly.